GGCAGAAAAAAAGCUAUUUUUUCAGGAGUUGUCAAAUUUUAUAUUCAGCUACAGAUUUUUCUAUAAAAAUUGAUAUUCUCAUAUUUUUUCAUAAUGUCUAAAUCGUCUAAAUGGCUUCAAAAGAAAUAUGCUGCUUCAUAUCGGCAGCGACAGCGAGAAAAAAAACUCGCCCUGCGUGCAAAGGAAGCAAAUUUCGUACAGCAAUCAACAAAUUUUACCCCUUUCGAAGAUCCUCUUUUGGAAGUUUCUACAAUUAAAGAAGUGCCAACUGCCGAUGUUUUCACAGUUCGAGAAAUUGAGCAAGUUACUGUUAAAUCUGAAGUAAUUGAUUUCUCUGAAAUCUCAUUUUGUGCACUCUGUUUGCGAGAGUGUGGUUUGGACUUAUUGGUCAAUGUCUCCCUUUUGAAAGAAAUGGAUAUUCAGUCGGUUGUGUUUCAGCAGAAACUACAUCUAAUGUUUGGUCAGGAAUUAAAAUUGGAUACAUUUUCAAUGUGUCUAACAUGCUGGAGAUUGGUUGAAACAUUUGCCGAUUUCAAGCAGUGUUGUCUGGAAGCGCAAUUUCAAAUUUCUCAAUAUACGAGAGGCUUAAAUGUAGACCAGGAAUCGGACCACUGGCAAAAAAGUUCUACGAUUGAAAUGAUUGAUCAAAUGCAGAGUAUGAUACAUAAGCAUGCCAAUCGCUUGGAGUCUGGGCAAUGGAUGACACAUCUUAUUCCAUCUAGUGAUUGUGCGACGGCAGAAUCGAAACCUGACAAAUCCAAAACUAUGAUUAAAUCAACAGUCUCCUACAAUGACUCGAUACCGGAUUCGAAUGAUACGAAAGAAAAUUUUACACAUGGCAGUAUAGUACUGGAUGCGAAGAAAGAUCAACUAGAAGAAUCCAUGGCUGCUAUCAAUACAGUAGAAGUGGAUGUCCACACUUGUGAGAAAUGUACACGGCGGUUCGAUUCGAAGCAUGGACUUGCAGUGCACUUGUUAGGCUGUAGCGGUACCGAAAAAUCGAAAAAGGUUGGAAAAUCAAUGUACAAUUGCCAUAUGUGCCCGGUUACAUUCACCAACCGAGCAUGUCUUAUCGGUCACAUUAAUAAGCAUAAUGGUGUCAAACCAUACAAAUGUCGCAAAAGUUGUGAAGCAUAUUUCUAUGGGACUUCAGGCAGACGUCAGCAUGAAUAUAAAUGCGAUAAAAACCCAUUUAUUUGUCAUCACUGCGGCCAAAUACUUAGCUGCAGAAAAUAUCUGAGGCGUCACAUACAAUCUGUGCAUGGCAACCAUGAAUUUUCUUGUAACAUUUGUGAGCGGACCUUUCCUACCAGUUCACGUCUUGAAAUACACUUGAAAACACACUCGAAGGAACGAAACUUCGCAUGCGAUAUGUGCAACAAAACAUACAAAUCAGCAGUGGCACUCAAAGUUCACAAACGGGUACAUACCCAAGAAAAGCCGUACAAAUGUGUAAUGUGUGGAGAGGCUUUUAUGUACACAAACGCCUUGAAGAAUCAUGUUGAGCGGCUUCAUCGAGGUAAAAUGGAAACAGUAGCCUAA
Malaya genurostris is the source of this 1542-nucleotide messenger RNA. RefSeq names its product zinc finger protein 578-like. Gene Ontology annotation, molecular function: zinc ion binding; RNA polymerase II cis-regulatory region sequence-specific DNA binding; DNA-binding transcription factor activity. Lineage: Eukaryota; Metazoa; Arthropoda; Insecta; Diptera; Culicidae. The record is from RefSeq and is a predicted model, not a curated record. The transcript has 5 exons. The coding region runs from base 94 to 1542 and encodes 482 amino acids. Gene Ontology annotation, biological process: regulation of transcription by RNA polymerase II. Gene Ontology annotation, cellular component: nucleus.